Messenger RNA from Mesocricetus auratus (golden hamster), 4522 nucleotides. RefSeq names its product treacle ribosome biogenesis factor 1 (gene Tcof1). Lineage: Eukaryota; Metazoa; Chordata; Mammalia; Rodentia; Cricetidae. The record is from RefSeq and is a predicted model, not a curated record. The transcript is spliced from 26 exons. Bases 104 to 4057 code for a protein of 1317 amino acids. Gene Ontology annotation, molecular function: protein binding.
ACGCAAAGCCGGAAGUGAGGAGCAUGAGGUCCUAGGGCACGAGGGAAAAGGCUGGUGGGGGGCUAGGGGGCGUGCACGUGAAUAGGCUGGCCGGAUCUCUGGCAUGGCCGAGGCCAGGAAGCGACGGGAGCUGCUUCCCCUCAUCUACCAUCAUCUGCUGCAGGCUGGCUACGUCCGCGCGGCGCGGGAAGUGAAGGAACAGAGCGGCCAGAAGAGUUUCCUGACUCAGCCCACAACCCUUCUGGACAUCUAUACACACUGGCAACAGACCUCAGAGCUCGGCCAGAAACAGAAGGCACAGGAUGAUGCAUCACUGCAAGCCAAGCAGUCCCGGGUGUCAGACCCCAUUAGCAGCUCAGAGAGCUCGGAGGAGGAGGAAGAGGAGGCAGAAACAAAAACUGCCAAAGCCAUCCCAAGACCGACAUCUGUCAAUUCCACAGCCCCUGCUGCAGAUUUGCCAUCAAACAAGAAGGAAAAGGCCCAGGCAAAGACUAAGGCAGCAAACAAGAUGGUGAACUCUGUGCAGCACCCUGCACCAGGAAAGGCAAUGGUCCACCUGCUCUCCGGGAAGUCUCCCAAGAAGUCAGCAGAGCCCUUGGCAAACACUGUCUUGGCCUCCGAAACUGAGGAGGAGGGCAGUGUCCCAGCCCUGGGAGCCACUGCCAAGCCUGGAGUGUUGUCAACGGGCCAAGCCAGCAGUUCCAGUGAAGACACCUCCAGCUCGAGUGAUGAGACAGAUGUAGAGGUGAAACUUUCAGUAAAACCAGCCCAGGCUAAACCUUCUGUAGCCCCUGCCAAGGAGCCUCCAGCAAGGACGGCCCCAGUCCCUACCAAGUCUGGGAGUGUGACGUCCCGGCUCCAAGAAGGUACACCGGCCGCACCAGGGAGGACUGCACAUGCAGAAGAGUCUGAGAGCAGUGAGGAGGACUCUGAGAGUGAGGACGAGCCUCCUGCUGGGAUGCCUAGCCAGGUAAAGGCCCCUGGAAAAGUUCAUGCCAAAGCUGCCUCGGUUUCUGCCAAGGAGGUCUCUGGAAAAGGGCCCACCUCAGCACCACCAGAGAAGACUAGGCCCACAGUCACCCAAGUCAAGGCAGGAAGACCAGAGGAGACAGAGAGCAGCAGCGAGGACAGUUCCGACAGUGAGGAUGAAGAGCCAGUUGCUGUGACCGCUCCUCAGGUGAAGCCUUCUGGGAAGAAGCCUCAGGUCAAGAGUACCUCAAGCCCUGCCAAGGGGUCCUCCCAGAAAAGGGCUCCUCUAGUCACCCCUGGGAAGGCAGGGCCUGCAGCAGCCCAGGCCCGGGCAGGGCAGCCGGAGGACUCGGACAGCAGCAGUGAGGAGUCAGAGAGUGACAGUGAGAAGACACCAGCAGCUGUGACCCUAAGCACAAGUCCUGCCCAGGUGAAACCUUUGGGGAAAAGCCAGCAGGUCAGACCUGCUUCCACUGGAAAAGGCGCCCACCCGCCCUGCCCUGGGAAGGCAGGGUCAGCAGCUCUUGGGGUCCAAAUGGGAAAGGUAGAAGAGGACUCAGAGAGCAGCAGUGAGGACUCUGACGACGGGGCUGUGACCCCAGCCAAGGCAAAGGCCUUGGGGAAAAGGGCUACCCCAGCACUCCUUCAGAAGGCAGAGCCUGUGGCUGCCCAGGUCAAGAUCAAAAGGCGCAAAGAAGACUCAGAGAGUAGUGAGGAAUCGACUGACAGCGAGGAGGAGGCAGCCCCAGCAGCUCCUGCUGCAGCUCAGGCCAAACCAGCUCUGGGAAAGCAGACAACAGCUUCCCCUAGGAAAGGCACCCCGGCCACCCCUGCAUCUGCCAUGGUCACCUCUGUGGGAGUGAGCACCUCACCCUCUAGUAAGGAGGGGUCAGGAGCUGCUCCUGGCAUCACGAAGGUGCAGGGGAAGUCUGUGGGGAAGGGCCUCCAAGGGAGAGAUGCCUUGGGACAAGGGAGGCCAGGGCCUACAGUUGCCCAUGUCAGGAUUACAACUCAGGAAGACUCAGAGGACAGCGAGGAGGAAGCCAGCAGUGAGGAAGAUGAGACCUCAGCACAGACUACACCCUCGGGGAAACCUCUUCAGGCCAAAGCCAACCCCCCUCCCACUAAGGCGUCUCCAGCCAAACGGCCAGUAUCUGCAUCUGGAAAAGUGAACACUGUAGUUGCUCCAGCAAAGCAGGAGAGCUCAUCCAAGGGAAAGCCACCCGUGAGUACUGUCCAGAACAGUGCUGUCUCUGCAAGGGUUCCAGCCACAGGGAAAGCAGGGCCCCCAGCAGUGCAGGCACAGAAGGGGCCAGUGGCUGGAGUGGGGCAGGACUCGGAGAGCAGCAGUGAAGAGGAAUCCGAAAGUGAAGAAGAGGCAGCAGCCCAGACAAAACCUGUGGGGAAGACCUCUCAGGUUAGAGCUGCCUCAGCCCCUGCUAAGGAGUCCCCUGGAAAAGGAGCCCAUCCAGGAGCCGCCAAGAAGACAGGACCUACAGCUACCCAGGCCCAGACAGGGAAGACGGAAGACUCAGAGAGCAGUAGUGAGGAAUCGGACAGUGAUGAGGAGAUGCCAUCAGCGAUCAUCCCAGCCCAGGGUGCUACCUCCCAGCCUGCCAGGAGCAGAGCCUCAGCACCUGCAGCCCCAGAAAAGAACAUAGAGGAGUCCUCAGAGAGCAGUAGUGAGGAGCUGCCAUCCGCCCAGGUGAUUAAAUCCCCUCUGAUUUCUGCCAACCCUAAUCGUAGUCCAGCUGGGCCAGCUGCUACCCUUUCACAAGUCCAGGCUGUGAACAUCCCGAGGAAGGCCCAGGCCUCAGGCACUGUGGCCCAGAGCUCCUCCUCUGAGAGUGAGGACGAAGACAUGAUUCCUGCUACACAGCCCUCCACUCAAGCCACUAAAACCAAUGUGGCAACUGUGCCCACAUCCCUCCCACGGAUGGCCUCCCAGCCCGGCAAGAGUGAGCCAUCUAGUCAGAUGCCAAAAGGCAAGAAACCAAAGGCAGCAUCCACUCAGAUCAGCGGUGCCGUGCAGACACUCCCUGUGACACCUCCCCAGAGCACACCUGUCCAGUCCAAAACAACCAACAAGCCCAGAAAACCCAAACUUCCUGCAAAACAGCAGCCUCCCUCAAGCUACCCCAGCAGCUCAAGUGAUAGCAGUGACAGCUCUUCAGGGAGCGAGGAGGAUGCCAAGAGACCCCAGAUGGCCAAGUCAGCCCCCAGACUGGAUCCAGACCUUUCCCAGAAGGAGACUGUGGUGGAGGAGACCCCUGCUGAAUCCAGUGAAGAUGAGUUGGUGGCGCCCUCACAGUCUCUUCUCUCAGGUUAUGUGACUCCUGAGGUGACUGUGGCCCAGGCUUCAAAAGCCACUCCUAGGCCAGACUCCAACCCCUUGGUUUCCUCUGCUCCGGCUACCAAAGAUAACCCAGAUGGCAAGCAGAGAUCAAAGUCCCAGGAUGCAACAGACACCAUGUUCCCUAAAACCGGUAGGAAAGAGACCUCCUCAGAAACCACACCUCCGAAGGCCAAGAAGGCCAAGAAGAGCACGUGGACCUCAGCAACACCCACACAGGCUCUGCAGAACAGCAUCAGCCAGUGCCUCCGGGAGCAGGCCUGGCCCCUGAGCGAGGCGCAGGUGCAGGCCUCUGUGGUGAAGGCUCUGACAGAACUGCUGGAGCAGGAAAGGCAGAAGGCCACAGCGGCCAUCAAGGAGAGUGGAAAAAAGGGCCAUAAGCGGAAGCUUUCGGGGGACCAGCUAGCAGCCGGGGCCCCAGAGAGGAAAAGGAAGGCUUCCGGGACUUCCAAGACGAAAUCCAAGCUGGCCGAAGUGAAUGCUGAUGGCAAGGAGAAGGGGUCACCUGGCUCCCAAGGGGCCAAGGAGAAGUCCAAAAGUGAGCCGGGGUCACAGGUUGAGAGUGGAGAGCAGAAUGACGCAAAGAACAAGAAGGAAAAGAAGAAAUCCAGUAAAAAAAAAAAAGGCAAGGACAAAAAGGGAAAGAAGAAAGGAAAGAAGACCUCAGCCAAAGACCCUGACUCACAGAUCAAGAAGAAGAAGAAAAAGAAGAAGACGGCAGAGCCUGCCGUGUGAGGACCAGCACAUAAAGCAGAGUCCUGUCAGAGUGCGACUGUCCCCAGACCCCUGACCUCUGGCCAGUGUGAGUUGGGACUGGACUUUUUAACUUUCCCUCCCUCGACAGAAGACGAUGGCCAACUCCAGUGUGUGCUGCUGACCUAGCCAGUGAGCCUGCUAGGAGGCGGCAGUCCCAGAAGGCAGUGGGGAGAAGCACACCCACCCCCUCUGAGUGCUGCAUAAGAUGUGUACAGUAUAUAUAUUUUUGUAAGUGACCUGCCUCCCCCUGCAAAUCCGCCGUGCGCGAAGGCCUCAGGACCUCCCUCCCUCUGCUCUGCAGACCCAGCCAGGUCCCACUUGCAGUUAGUCCACCCCACUCCCUGGAUCCCUGGCUUAUCCCAAGGCCUUGUCCUAUCAGCUUUCCAGCUGUUGGGGGUUUUUUGGUUUUUUUAAGAACUUAAAAUAAAAAACUUUAAAUGUAAA